Messenger RNA from Bactrocera dorsalis (oriental fruit fly), 6918 nucleotides. Its product is annotated as TNF receptor-associated factor family protein DDB_G0272348. The record is from RefSeq and is a predicted model, not a curated record. The transcript has 4 exons. The coding region runs from base 620 to 1258 and encodes 212 amino acids. Lineage: Eukaryota; Metazoa; Arthropoda; Insecta; Diptera; Tephritidae.
GGUCCAUGCAGCUGCACAACACAAAUCACUAACGUUCACGAUCUCGACGCGAGCGGUUGUACGUAGCGGAUAAGCGACCAUACGGUGUAUAAGUAGCAGUUAAAAAAAAAAUAAAAAUAACAAAAAAUACAACAAAGUGUGCAUGAAGAAUAGUGAGCAAAUCAAAUAUUUGCACUUUGCAAUUCGAUUAUUUGCAGUAAGAUAUCACGUUACGUGUGAGCAGCUAAGCGUAUAAGAACAGUUACAAAUAUACAUACAUAUUGUUACAACUAUAUGUACAUAUAAGAACACAUGUGUUUGUAAGAUAUCAAGAAUUUUCAGUAAAAAGAAAAGUGCGACAGUGCUCUUCUUCUUCUUCGCCUAUACCGACAGUGCUACUUAAGAGUGUAGAAAAAAAUAAAUACAACAAUAAGCAAGUCGCAUUAAAAGUGAGUGAAAAAGUGUAACAGUAAAAAAGCAAAAAUAACACAAAAAUCUCGAGAUCAGCGAAAAACCCGUUAAGCCACACGCAUUUCAUCUAGCAAACGAAAGUGUCUCGUAAAGUAAGCAAAAUACAGCGAAAAGGCAGUGCAAUACAUACCGACACAGCAAUAAUAAAGCGACUAAACGGUAAAUAAUAAUGUCACCAUUUACAAGCGAUUUGAACGGCAGCAGCAACAACAUGAACAUGAUGAGCUAUGCGGACAGCAUGCCACUGAUGGCACGCGGCAAUGCCAGCGACAAUGCCAACCGCAACAAUAGCAACAUGAACAACAACAACAAUAGCAACAACAACGAAAGCGACAACAGCAGCGGAUGUGACAAUAUGUCGUUGCUGAGUCGCUGCCGUCGCAACAUCAGCAUGGGCGCUAGCAAUUUGAUGAGCUACCAGAAUAUGCUCGUUAUGCUAACGGUAUUGGUGUGCGGCCUUGCCACUGUUAACGGGCUCAAGUGCCACAUGUGCGGCCAGUAUAACGAGGGCGUCGGCUCGAUUACGCCCUGUCUCAACUAUUCGGAUCAAUAUGCACAUCUCUACUUGAAGGAAUGUUCGAAGAAAAGCGAGAAAUACUGUGUGAAAUAUGUAAGCGAAUUGUCGACAGUGCGCGAUUGCGCUACUGAGUGCGUUGAGAAGGAAAUCUGGGAGACACAAACCUAUUGCUGCAACACCGAUGGCUGCAAUGGCUCCAACAUCUUGCAGAUCUCUAAACCUCUACUAUUAUUACCGUUAAUAUAUGGCAUCUAUAAAGCGCUGACAGGCGCUUUCAACGAACGGCAUUAAGUUGAGGAACAUGCGAAGAGCGUAGUGAAAGGGAUAGGCGCCUAUAAACAUAAAUUUGGGCAUGUAAUAAAACGAAUAAUAACGGUACGAAGUAAAUUAAUAAAAAUGAAAUUGUUAGCAAUUAUUUUCUUUUUUAACUAUUAAAAUCUCGUAACAUAUACAAAGCAUGUUUUGAAAAAAAAAACAAAUUCUAAUAACUGUGUGAUUUUUCAUUUCGCCAUUAAAUUUUUCAAUAAUUAAAUUCUUUAAAGAUUUUUCAAAAAUUCAAUUUUUAAAAAUUUUUUUCAAAAAUAAAUCCAGAAUUUUUUUUUGUAAUUUUUUUUUAAUUUUUUUGUGCAAGUAAUUUAAUGAUGUUUCUAAUUUUUUGCAAUUCAAAAAUGGCUAUGUGUGUAAAAUUUUAAUUAAUCAAUAUUAAGACAAAAGAUUGGACUUUUCGAAAUCCUUAAGUAAUUUUCAGCAAAUAUUUUUGAAAAAUUUUCGAUACUUUGCAUUUUUGCGCUUUCAACAUUGUACUUUUAAUAGUCUUCCCGAUAAGAUUUUAGUAGAAAUAUACUGCGAAAAGCGAAAACUUAAACACAAGCUAAGAAAAAAUCGGCAAACUUUAAUAAAUACGCGGAUUGAGUAACAGAAGUGUAGGGGAAAAUCAAUAUAUAAAGUACAUUAUCUAAAUCCGAAUGUUGAAAAUUUUGCGAUUUAAGUAACCAAGAAGCAUAUUAGAACAAAUUCUAAAUAUAAUAAUGCAAAUAAAAAAUACAAUACAUAUAUACAUAUAUAUAUAUAUAGUUACAAGAUUAUGCAAAACAAAUUUCAGCUCAAAACAACAAUCUUUUCGUAAUUGAAAGCAGAAAAAUAUUGAAAUAUAUUAUAAAGUAAGAGCUAAUAACGAAAAGCAUUCAAGCGAAAAUGAUUUACAGUUACUCUUAUAAAGCUUAAUAGCAAAAUUUUAGUAAACAGUUUCAACACAAUACUUUUAAAAAUCCAUUAACAACUCGUUUGCGCCUAAAAGUAGAUCAUGACAUUUUCGAAAACCAUUUAUACACAAUUAUUUUGCAACAUUUAUAUAACGAAGUUAGAGCUUAUGCAGCAUACUUUUGUGCGCUUGCUAUUUUUGUAAUAUUUUUUUUUUAAUUAGAUACAAUUUUUAAAAACCGGUAGUCAUAUAUUGCGCAAACAAUCGCCUCGCCUUGUUAUAUUUUGGGGCUGGCAGGGGCGGUUGCUUCCCGGCAAUAUAAAAUGUAAUAAGAUUUGUGUAUUUUUUGCAAUGUUUUAUAUUUCAUUUUUCAUAAAAAACUUUUUUAAAAUUUACUAACUUAUUAUACAUACAUUAUAACAACAAAAAUAUAUAUAUUCUAAAAUCGCGCAAUUUUUCAAAAGCAACACACACCUUCUAUAUUAGAGACACUUAAAUGAACAUUUAACGGCAACGCAUUCUAAUAGGGAAUGUGACAUUAUGAAAGUUAUUAAACGCAUUCGGUCAUUUUCAUCAUUGGAUUUUAAGUAAAAUAUUUUAAAAAUUCAUUAGAAAUUUAAAUCGAAAAAAAAAUAUGCUAAAUUACAAUACUGAAAAUAAAAAAGUAGUUUGUUAGAACAAAACAACCUAGGAGAUGAAGUUAGAAAAAUUGAAAUACGCAACGAACUACAACUAAAUCUCUGCGAAAUUAAACAGUUUCAAGGUCUAUGGCCGCUCUCUGUGGUGGGUAGUGAACGGAUUGGUGGAGGUGAGUGGCAGCUGAGGUGAAUUUUAAAUUAUGUCGCUUAUUUUUGUAAGUUUAGUCUAUAUUUGUGUAUCACUUCUAUAAAUCAACGUCCCUGGCUUAGAAUCCAUGUCUAAACUUGGCAUGUCUGCGAAACUCAUACCGUUAUGCAAAAUAUCGUUGAGCACAAUAGGAGCUUAAUCACAAUCUGGAAGCAGCUCUCCGUGCCAUUUUAUGCCAAAUGAGGUUGUAGACAGGAUGACUCCGUCUCAUGUGUCUGCUUCAAUAUAAUGCUGGAGAAAAUGAUUCAGGCUGCUAGUCCGGACCACACUGGCAAUGUCGACACUGAAAUUACAUUGCUACUUAGGUACAUAGAUGAUAUUGACAUCGUAGGCCUUAAUAACAGAGUCGUAAGUCUUAUAACGUAUAAAUGACGACCCGAGAUGAGAAAAUACUUGAAGCAUUCGAGAGAGCUAUUAUUCGUAAUAUCUUUGAAAUCGUCCAGGUGAGUGAUGGAUAUUGAAAAGUAUGAGACCACGAACUGAUUGAGCUCUAUGACGACAAGAACUAUAAUCCAAAGCGCGUAAAAUUCCACGAAUUCGUUCUCAUGAAAGUUGAUGCUCUAUUGAAAAGCUCUUGCUUUUAAAAAGAGAUUUAGUAGGGGAUGAAGAUACUAACUGACUCAAAGAUGAGUUCAAAACGGAAUGAGAUCUUGAAAUCUCUUUAUAUUUCCGUCAACCAAACUCAGUUAGUAUCUACCAAGCGGAAGUACUGCGAAUAGUAAAGACCUGUAUAUAUACAAUAUUUUCCCGUAGUUCCUAGGUGGAACAUAGGGCCAGGUUCCUAUUCGUUAUCCAUUUUUCAUGCUGAAGGUCGUCAUCAAUUUAUCGUUCUUAAUCUUCACUUUGUUUAAUUCGGUUUCGGUAAUCAGAGGGUUUAAGAUGAGUAGGUGAUUAGCCUUCUGCAUUCGAGUUUAGUUCCGGGGCUGCCGGUUCCGCCUGUAGGCAGGCAAUGGCGUAGGAAUUUCCUCCUCGCAGGUGCUAAGGUUAUACCGCCUUUUCUCGGUCGACAGAGCCUCGUUUGUAGUGAACAGAGGGUACCGCGCGAAGGUGAGGUUGACGGUUGAGAGGGAUAGGCUAUAUAUUCGCAUCACCAACCCCAUUUGCCCAUUUUUGGUAUCAGCUGAAUGGGACCAGCUCGUGAAGAUGCAGUUGGCGACCAUUUACACAGGCAACCAGGCGGCACUAAUAGCCUUGUCGGCGUCAAAGAUCAUUUUCAGAUUAGUAAAUAAAUGUAGAAAGGCUUCUGAAUAUUUUAAGAGGACACAAGUUAUUAUCGGCUAUUUCUAAGUUGGCUAUCGAAUAGUAUUGCUAUCGUGAGUAUACUGCAGGGGUUGGCAAACUAAGUGAGAGUUUCUGGUUUUGUUUAAAAAUGAGAUAUUUUGUAUAUUUCGACAAAACUAUUUGAAUUUUAAAGAGCAUUUGAAUUAUUUGAGAUAACUCUCAACUGGAAUAUAGUUUUCUGUUUAAUUUUUAUUAUAAAUCAUAAUACCGUUAAUCACUCAGCUGGUGUCGGUGUAGCAACAGAGCAGCGAAUUCUCCCAACAAACCCUAUGAAACUGUACAAGAAAUUCUAAAUUAUUGUUUAACUAAAUUAAAACUAAAAAAAAAAAAUAAAUUUAUUGAAAUGUAAAAGCAAACAAUUAGUGUUAAUACACAUUUCAAUAACAGUUAGAGAAAAUGAAAAAAGCAAAAACAAAUAUAAGUAAGAGCAAGGAAAAUAUUCGCUAUUACAAUAAACAUAUGUAGCAGAAAGCGAAAACAAAACGAUACGCAUGUAGAAAAAAAUAACAAAAACAAAAACAAAACUGUAAAAGAAAUGCACACAAAAGGUGCAACAAAACAUUUUAACAUAUUAAAAGUACAUUAGAAAAUAUUAACAAAAAAGAAAUUAUAUAUAUAUAAAUAAAAGCACACUUCUUUUUUAAUUAGCUUUACAUUUAAGGCUUUCACAAAUUCUUUAUACAAAUAAGAGCUAAUUGAAUUGAUAAAAGUAGUAGGGGCAAUAGCAAGAAAAAAUUAAGAUAAAAAAACAACAAAAUACAUACACACUAACACACAGUUAAUUAGUGGUAAGUUAAGCAUCGAAUCAUCAACAUAAAGCCUAUUGAUAAAGCUAACAACAAAAGCAAAAACAAAGCAAAUUACGAUUUAAAGCAGUAAUCAUAAACGUAUUAGUUCCUUAACAAAGCGGCGUCAAGAAGGUGAGGCGUAAAAGAGACCGAAAAAAAUGCAAUAAGUAUCAUAUAAUUAAUAUGUUAAUAGCCACAACAAUAACAACAAAAUGCAGCAAAGCAUACAAUAAGCUCAAUGUAAGCAGCGUUUAAGUACGAACGAGACAAAUGGCGGACACAAAGCAGUUUUAAUACGCGUUAAUUUAAUUUUUUUUAUUUAAUUUUUUGCGAUUUUUUUGAUUUUUUGCUUUAAGUUGUGUGUGUGUGUUUUUUUUUUGAUUUCAAAGCGCUUUUAAUGCGGCACUGUCGCGAGUUAUUCAACUAAUUAUGUAAUAAUCCACAAUAUUGCGCAAUUUCUCCGCGUAUUUGUCACAGUUAUUUUGUUUUUUUUUCAUGCUUCAGUGCACACGUAGAAACAAUAACACACACACACACUCACCUAUCCAUGCAAGUGCAGGUUUUAGUGUGUAAUAUAGCAAUGUGUAGACGCCUGCAUGCUCCUCACAGCGCAACCACUGUUAUAGCAAACAAAAAUAGUUAAACAAAAUAGUUAAAAAAAUUCUGAAAAAAAACCCUGAAAAAUAUAUUUUUUAGCUACAACAACAAAAAGCAGUAAAAUCCUAUAGUUACGAUGAUUAAAUUAAUUCAAUUAAAUUUAAUUCAACAAAAAUAUUUUUUUCUGUUGACAAAUGAAGUAAACACACAGAUAAAAUAAGCUGCAAAAACAGACCUUAAUUGCAAAAAAAAAAUAAGAAUAUUGUGAAAAAAUAAAAUAUUUUAUUACUAUAUGUAACUACAUGCAUAUAUGUAGCUACGUUCUUAUAUACAUAUAUACAAAUUUCUAUAUAUUAUUAUGCUAAUUAUUAUUAACUAAUACAUUGUUAUACUAUUAUUGAUUAAUAUAAUGUAUGUAUGUAUAUGCGCAUUACCAAUACACACACACUCAUAGUGAUUAUAAGUAUACACAUACAUACAUAUAUGUAUAUGUGAAAGUAAUUUUGAUUCUAAUCCACAUUACAAGGCAAUAACGCAAAUAUUUAGUAAAAAAAUAUAUUUAAAUACACAAUUGAAAUAUUACAAAAUUCAUUAACAUUUCCUUUUCCGCUGAAAUGCUGCGCAAAUAACGGCAUUUUUAAACAGUCACGCAAUAGUAACAGUAAAUAAAUGUCUAAACCGAACGCAGCGUUUCCGAUGAGGCGCAUAAUAUAGCAAAAAAAGUUAUAUAAAAAUAACAACAACAACUCAAUAAUAGUGUAAAGCAUAAACAUAGAAUUGCUUGCAUAAAAAUAAAUAAUUUAUCGUUACAAUAGUAAACACAUUAGCUGCGAAAAUGCAGAAGCAGAAGUAAAACACAUCAUCAACAACAACAUACAUAGUAAUGCAUAAAUACGCGUAAAUAAUAAUAAAUAAGUUUGCCGCAUAAGCAGAAAUAGCAAAAAAAAAACAAAUAUUAAAAAUAAUAAAAAAAUUACUAAAUAUAAAAAUAUUAAAAAUAAUAGUAAUAAUAGCAAAAAAAAUUAUUAAAAAUAAUAAAAAAGAAAAUACACUAAAAUGCAUAAAUAAAAAAUACCAAAUUUAUUAAAGCAUAAAAAAUUCAUAUGCUCAUAAGAAGUUAAGUGAAACCUUAUAUAAUUAUUAUUAAUUUUAAAAUAUGUAAAUCUUUAUUUAAAAAAAUAUUAAUUUGAAAAUAACUAAUAAUCUAUAAAUAUAUACUAAAUUAAAAAAACUAAUAU